AUGGUGGUCAGCGUUGAAUCUAUGCCGAGCAGUACUACAAAUGGAUACAGCACCAUGCCAACAGAAACUUCCCUAGAUCCUCAAACGAUAAUUCGAUUAGCCGAAGAGAAAAUUCGUGUUAAAACUAUUGCAUUAGGUCUUCGUGUAACCGAGUUUUUUCAUGAUUUCGAUCGUCUACGUUCAGGUUAUGUAACAGCAUCACAAUUCAAACGAUGUUUGGAUACGAAUCUGCGUCUUCAACUAUCACCUGAAGAAGAACAAUUACUCUUACAAAAAUAUGGUCAUAAACGCGAUGGAAGCGUUUGUUAUCGUGAAUUCUGCGAUGUGAUUAAUCGAAAGUAUCCUGAAACGACCAUCACUGAUCAUCCGGAGAAUUUCACCAACGCUGCUCCACCAUAUCUCAAUUCUUGGCGUUCAACUCGUCACAUCGGAACACAGGAUGAAAGCGAACGUUUGAAAGACGUUCUUCAACGUAUCGCAACUUAUUGUAAACAACGUCGUAUUGAUGUUCUAACUGCCAUGGAACACUACGAUAAACAUCAAAUGGGCGAAAUCACUGAUAGUCAAUUCUAUCGUGCCUACGUGGGACCACAACUAAACGAAGCGGAAAUGACGCUUCUUCGUGAUAAAUAUUCCGAUCCGAGCAAGCCGGGCUUGAUGAAUUAUCUGAAUUUCGUUCAAGAUCUCAACAGACUUGCGCGUGCCAAUGAGACAACAGCGUCAUUUCCUGCAACAAAUAAUGCGGACCAAACUCCGUUCAUCGGUAUUGAAGAACAAGCUGAACAACGCUCAGUUCAGGAAAUUUUAGACAAAAUUCGCAUAGCAACGUUCAAAUACGGCAUUCGCAUAUCAGAUUUCUUCAAAGAUUACGAUAAAUUACGUAGCGGUGUCAUUACUGAAACACAAUUCGAGAGUGCCCUGUCAUUAAGUGUACAAAAACAAGCGUUUUUAAACAUGAAUGAUAUCAAAAAGUUAACUGAAUACUAUCGAAGACCCGAUGGGCGAGUUUAUUACAAAGAAUUCGUUGAUUCCAUGGAAAGUGCGUUCAACAUUCCGGAAUUAGAAAAAAAGCCAUUGACGCAAGUUCAUCGACCGGGACAAGGACUUCUCUCAAGACCAUUGAACACAAAUCUAUCACCGGAUGAAGAAGAUCGUGUUUCGGAGAUCUUGGCGGUUAUUAUCGAAAAAGUGAAAAAACGUCGUUUAGUUCUCUUUCCAUUCUUUAAACCAUAUGACCGAAGCAAAGCAUUUACACGUGCGUGUACGAAACAUCAAUUCGGACGUGUUCUUCGAACGUUAGAUCUCAUUCCGUCACCACAUGAUUUCAACAUUUUAUGUAAGAAAUUCGAAGAUCGAGAAACGGGAGAUAUUAAUUACACACUAUUCUGUCAAAUGACCGAACAAGAUUUUGUGGCGAUUAAAAUUGAGUCAGAAGAAGAAUAUCCAUGUGAUCGUGCUCGUGCUGACGAAGAACAAAAACGGGAAAAAUUAAUUGUUCAAAUCGAUACAUCGAAUGUGAAUAUGAAUGAUUUGAUGGGUCGAAUUCGACACCAUGUUUUGAUCAAUCGAAUUCGAGUAAAAGAGUUUUUCGAAGAUUUCGAUCCUCUUCGUUUGGGAACUGUCAGUCAAACACGAUUUAUCCGUGUUUUGGCCAGUUUGGGUCUUACUGGUCUCGAUGGUAUUCCGUUAACCGAAGCGCAAAUGUUUGCACUUUGCAACCAGUAUCGUCACCCUGAACAACGUGAUCUUAUCCAAUGGAAACAAUUCGAAAGUGAUGUUGAAUCAGUUUUUACAUUAUCCGACUUGGAAAAGGCGCCAACAGUUCAAGUUUCACCACAAACGAUCUACGAAAUGCCGCCGAGUGGUACACCUGACUGGGCAAAUAUUGGCCCAUACAACCAAACCGAACUACAUGAAGCAAUGUCCGCAUGGAAGGCAAGUUGUGAUCAACGACGUCUCGAAGUUUAUCAACCAUUCAAACAAUUCGAUAGACACAAUCGUGGUCAUGUUACUCGAGGACAAUUUCGUCAAUGUUUAGCCAUCGCAGGUUUACCUUAUACUCAAAGACAAUUGGAAGCAGUUGAAGCUGCAUUCAUGGAUGAUGAUGGUUUCGCUUAUCGUCGUUUUAUCGAAUGGAUUCAACCACGUCGUAUUGAUCCUUUGCGGUACAAUAUUUUACAACAAGAACUUCGAGAUUUGAAUAAACAGAAGGUCUUACCCGAAACGAAACCAUUGGCAAGUAUUCAAGAUGUUUUACAAAAGAUCAAAGGACAGGUAUUUCGUCGUCGUAUUCGUCUUUACGAAUGGUUAAAAGAUCAUGAUAAACUAAAUUGUGGUCGAUUGACAUUUGAUACAUUCCGUCGUGCGAUAAAUCCAUGUCAAUUAGAAUUAGCAGAAAGUGAAUUGUCUUUAUUGGAAGAUUAG
Molecule: messenger RNA, 2424 nt
Organism: Adineta ricciae
Lineage: Eukaryota; Metazoa; Rotifera; Eurotatoria; Adinetida; Adinetidae
Source: the annotation of a GenBank genome assembly